AUGGGUAUAAAACACCUCUACCAAAUAAUAUCUGAAAAUGCACCUGACUCGAUUAAAACUGGGGAAAUUAAGAAUCAAUUUGGGAGGAAAGUCGCGAUUGAUGCCUCCAUGAGCAUCUAUAGCUUUCUCAUAGCAGUCCGCUCCGAUGGACAGCAGCUCAUGAACGAGACUGGCGAGACCACCUCUCAUUUAAUGGGCUUCUUUUACCGCACAUUGCGCAUGGUCGACAAUGGUAUCAAACCCCUCUACGUGUUCGACGGCGCUCCUCCCAAACUGAAAUCCGGUGAGCUUGCCAAGCGGAUGGCUCGUAAACAGGAAGCGGCCGAACAGCAUGAGGAAGCAAAGGAGACCGGUACUGCAGAAGAAGUGGAGAAGUUCUCGAGGCGCACAGUACGAGUAACUAGAGAACACAAUGAAGAAUGCAAACGGCUGUUGAAGUUGAUGGGUAUUCCAUACAUUGAUGCUCCGACGGAGGCAGAGGCGCAGUGCGCGGUGUUGGCGAGGGCGGGAAAAGUGUAUGCUGCUGCAUCAGAGGAUAUGGAUACGUUAUGUUUUGACUCGCCGAUUUUAUUGCGACAUCUCACAUUCAGCGAACAGAGGAAAGAACCAAUUUUGGAGAUUCAUUUAGAUCGGGUUCUGGAAGGGCUACAGAUGGACAGAAAACAGUUUGUUGACCUGUGCAUCUUGCUGGGUUGCGAUUAUGUGGAUCCAAUUCCCAAAGUUGGUCCCAACACAGCACUUAAGAUGAUCCGCGACCAUGGGACCCUUGAAAAAGUGGUCGAGGCUAUCCAGAAUGACCCUAAAAAGAAGUACAACUUACCGGAGGAUUGGCCUUACGAGCAAGCUCGCGAUCUCUUCUUCGAGCCGGAUGUUCGGUCUGCUGAUCAUCCGGACUGUGAUUUCAAAUGGGACGCUCCUGAUGUUGAAGGAUUAGUAAAAUUUUUGGUUGAAGGAAAGGGGUUUAAUGAAGAUCGCGUGCGGAGCGGCGCAGCGCGAUUGCAAAAGAAUUUAAAAACGGCACAACAGUCGCGAUUAGAAGGUUUCUUCAAGCCAGUCGCAAAAACAGACGCAGAAAAAGCGAGUAUGAAACGGAAGCACGAGGAAAAAUUAGAAGCGGCGAAGAAGAAGAAAAAGGAGGAUGCAAAGGCCAAAAAAGACGCGAGAUCGAGGCCGAAAGGGACGGGGUAG
This is a messenger RNA of Ophidiomyces ophidiicola, 1188 nucleotides long. RefSeq names its product Elongation of fatty acids protein 2 (gene FEN1). Bases 1 to 1188 code for a protein of 395 amino acids. Gene Ontology annotation, cellular component: nucleus; cytoplasm. Gene Ontology annotation, molecular function: DNA binding; 5'-3' exonuclease activity; 5'-flap endonuclease activity. The record is from RefSeq and is a predicted model, not a curated record. The transcript is spliced from 5 exons. NCBI's taxonomy places the organism in Eukaryota, Fungi, Ascomycota, Eurotiomycetes, Onygenales, Onygenaceae.